AUUCAACCCUAUCCUCUCCAGACGAGAUCUGAGGCCGCCGGGCAGCAGGGCUCCCCCAAGUACCAGGAGAAGAUGAGCUUGUAGCGUGGGCUAUGGAUUAAAGCUUGAUACCAGCUUUCAUAGAUCCGGAUGGUUUUGAAGUGAUAGCUGGCUUGACUUUGCUUUUCUUCAAAGCAUCUUGACAGACCAAAAUCCGUAAUUUUUGGCACCAUGUUUUCGUCUAGCAAUAUAUUUGCAGGUUUUAGGUCUAAGUGAAGGAUAUCGAUCUCUGUUAAUAUAUUGUAAACCUUCACAAAUUCCCUUGAUUAUUUCAUAGCGCGCUAUUUUAAAAGAAAUGAUUUGGCAUUGGACAAACCAAGUUGUCCAACAUGCAUAUUCAUGACUUGAAAAAGUAAAAAAAAUACAGUCUGGAUAUUGUGUUUGACUUAGAAAGAUGGAAAAGCUAAACAAAAAGUUGUGAAGGCAGAUGAUAAAAGUGCUAUUGAAUGAUCAAGGAAUUUGUGAGGUUUACAUUAUCUUCGCAAGAGUUGUAUUGUUCACUUAGACCUAGACAUGCAAGUAUAUUUCUAGGCGAAAACAUAAUGUUAAAAAUUGCGGAUUUUUGUCUCUCAAGUUGCUUGGAGGAAAAUCAAAGCCAGGCUAUUGCUUCAAAACAGUUUGGAUCUAUGUAUGAAAGAAGGGACAUUGAUGAACUGGGUUGGAUUUACUUUGACUUGCAAACUUGUUUGCAUGUUAGAACUCAUGGGGAGGAUACUAGAAACACAUAGUAUGCACAUCAGUCAAUAGGCUUGACAAAACAGAAAGCACAAAUAGGUCUAUCAGACAUCAGUUGUGCUGGUAAGCUCACUUAUGGUCCAUGACAUGCUCCACUAACCUCUUUUUUUAGAGCCUAGUGUACAUCUUUAGGUACUUCGCAAGAGAAAAAGGCUGCUUUGGCUGCAAGUGGAGUACUUGAUGCUGCAGAUGGUGGCUGGCGAUGCACUGCUCUGGCGUAGACUGCUACACAAGGAGCACCGGCGCUCCCCCAACGAAUACACCAGUUCCAAUCAGGCCCUGCCUUUCACCUGCCGACUCUCUAGGCACUUAGGUGUGAGGUACGUCGGCCUGCGCAGUCCUGGAGCUGCAAUCUCCCCUGGAGGUGUCUGGCAAUGGCAGUGAUGCUGCCCUGUUGCUGGAGGCAAGGCCCGGUGAGGCCUAAUGUCGUUGCUUGUCUGUAGUUGAGGGCACCUCCUCACCUAAUGUCGAGCGCGUGAGUGUCCCUCCUUUCUGGAGGUUGUACCCCUGAUGUCUUCCUGUUCAAUGCAAUGAAACACAACUCUUUUGCAUUUUCUUGAAAAAAAAAGCUAGUACGUUUGGAGUAAGCCUUUAUAGUUUCUUGCACAAAGAGUAUUGUUUUGGAGGAUAUUUGUUUCUGCAUACUGUGUUUUCUGUUUUGUUAUAUCCUGCCUGCACAUUAUAAAGUACAGUGUGGUGCAAUUUAUAUAUCAUAUUGUUGUUAAGGUGCAGAAUUCCAUUUAGCUUAGUAGUGGGUGCUACGAUAGCUGAGACUGGGAUUUAUGCCGGGUCUGAGAUAUUUAAUCACUAGCUGGAACAAUUCCAGUUUGUGUUUUUAUAACUAUCUGAAUUCAAUUGUUUGUAAAAUGUUCCACACUUGCAAUAUUAUAUACUAAUUUUGUAACGACUAACCACAAGGAAAGAAGCUCAAUCUCUUUUCAUCUCGUUGCUUCUGUGUGCGCAGGUCAUAAAUGAUCAGCCUAUGGUAAAGAAUUAGUAGAUGUGUACAGUUCUGCUGUUGUACUUCGCAAGCUCAUGACAGUCGAUGUAGUUAACAGACGAAUCCCUGUCCAGGCCUUGAGAUUUCCAUGUUUUACACUCUUGGUUGUUACAAGGAGCAAACAUGAGGAUUCAGGGGAGGCAAGCCAGGAAUGAUGGAUGGCCUAGGCAGUGAAGAUUGGCCGGCCCCUCUGCUCGUACUCCAUGAUGGUUCCUACCAUUGGGAGACAAGCCAUGAAAGAUGGAUGAUCCAAAGAUUGGCUGUUCCUACUCCAUGACAGUUCCUCCCGAUGACUGAUCGGGGUUGAUGGCAUUAUUAGAGGAAAUGUGUCUCGAGUACGACCUGCUUCCGUCUAGGAACUGAUUUUUGUGGUCUUACUCUCAGUUUCCGCUACAGCUCUAGUCUGGUGUAUAUCUCACAUAGAGCCAAACUGGAGUGACCUUCCUGUGUUAGCAGUUAGCUUGUUGGAUUUGUGGACGUAUUGGUACAACUUACAGUGAGAAAAUUUCAUGCGCCUGGUGUGAUCCUUCAUUUUACCACCUCAAUUUUCAUUGGAGAUCUACAUUGACUAUUGUUCUUUGUUUCUGUGAAAACUCCGUUCAUUCCAAGCCUUUGUUUCUGCGAAAACUCUCUGUACAUUGACUAUUGUUCUUUUUUCACAGUCACUCUGGAAUCCAAUAGCUCACAGAGUGGAAAUGUUAUUAUUAAUUCAGUCCUGUUAGGCAGUAGAUAAUGUAAUCAUAUCAGUUAUCGCUAGGCUUCUAGAGUGGAAGCUUCUCCCAAACGAACUAGAGACGGUGCGUGCCCUUGGAAAGAUUGUGGGUCACCAAACAAGGGUAAAAAUACCCGGUAACAAAGUAGGCACGCUCUUGGUUGCUGGUAGUUGCUCACUCCUGUCAUGAGAUUUCUACUUGGUUGAUAAUAAAAAGAAGAGAGCGGCCGUGUGCCUGGCUUUCUCUCUCUGAACCUCUAACUCCCAUCCAUGGAGAUCAGCAGCGAGGAGAGGGUGGAGCUCUCCAUCGUGGAGCACCUCCCCAACAAUGGCGACGCCGGCGUGGAGGAGGAUCAUCUAUGGCCUACCAAAGACGGCCCUCUUCCUAUAUUCCUCAAGUUUGAGAAUGUGGAGUACAAGGUGAAGCUGAGUGCCAAGAACCCCCUGACGGCGGCAAAGGUGGCCUUCUCGUCCCACAUGAGGGUGGAUCAUGCCGGCAGCAGCUGCAAGCACAUCCUUAAGGGCAUCGGCGGCAGCGUUGACCCCGGCGAGAUCCUGGCGCUGAUGGGCCCCUCCGGCAGCGGCAAGACCACCCUGCUCAAGAUACUCGGGGGCAGGCUGGGCGGCGCCGUCAAGGGCCAGAUCACCUACAACGACACCCCCUACAGCCCCUGCCUCAAGCGGAGGAUGGGAUUUGUGACGCAGGACGACGUGCUGUUCCCUCAGCUGACGGUGGAGGAGACGCUGGUGUUCGCGGCCUUCCUGAGGCUGCCGGCGCGCAUGUCCAAGCAGCAGAAGCGCGACCGGGUGGACGCCAUCAUCGCGGAGCUGAACCUGGAGCGGUGCCGGCACACCAAGAUCGGCGGCGCGUUCGUGCGCGGGGUGUCGGGCGGCGAGAGGAAGCGGACGAGCAUCGGGUACGAGAUCCUGGUGGACCCGUCGCUGCUGCUGCUGGACGAGCCCACGUCCGGGCUGGACUCCACGUCGGCCAGCAAGCUCAUCGUCAUCCUGCAGCGGCUGGCCAAGUCGACGCGGCGGACCAUCAUCACCACCAUCCACCAGCCGUCUAGCCGGAUGUUCCACAUGUUCGACAAGCUGCUGCUCAUCUCCGAGGGCCACGCCAUCUACCACGGCAAGGCCAGGGACUGCAUGCACCACUUCUCGUCUCUCGGGUUCACGCCGGAGAUCCCCAUGAACCCGGCCGAGUUCCUGCUGGACCUCGCCACGGGCAACCUCGAGGACAUCAGCGUCCCGGGGCUGCUCCGGGACGGCUCGCCGGCGCCGCAGGAGUUCAGGUCCCGCGUCGUCGCGUACCUCCAGGCCAAGUACAGGGACCACGCCGGGGAGGACCAGGCGAAGCAGCCGGCGAGGAGGCCCGGGGAGCAGCUGAGGCUGGCCAUCCGGAUGCGCAAGGACCGGAGCAUCAACUGGUUCCAGCAGUUCGUGGUGCUGUCGCGGCGCACGUUCCGGGAGCGCGCCGCCGACUACCUGGACAAGAUGCGGCUGGCGCAGGCCGUGGGCGUGGCGCUCCUGCUCGGCCUCCUGUGGUGGAAGUCGCAGACCGGCAACGAGGCGCAGCUGAGGGACCAGGUGGGGCUCAUCUUCUACAUCUGCAUCUUCUGGACGUCGUCGUCGCUCUUCGGCUCCGUCUACGUGUUCCCCUUCGAGAAGCUGUACCUGGUCAAGGAGCGCAAGGCCGACAUGUACCGCCUCAGCGCCUACUACGCCAGCAGCACCCUCUGCGACGCCGUGCCGCACGUCGUCUACCCGGUCCUCUUCAUGGCCAUCCUCUACUUCAUGGCCGACCUCCGCCGCACCGUCCCCUGCUUCUGCCUCACCCUCCUCGCCACCCUCCUCAUCGUCUUCACCAGCCAGGGGACGGGGGAGCUGCUGGGGGCGGCGAUCCUGAGCGUGAAGAGGGCGGGGGUGAUGGCGUCGCUGGUGCUGAUGCUGUUCCUGCUCACCGGAGGGUACUACGUGCAGCACAUACCCAAGUUCAUACGGUGGCUGAGGUACGUCUCCUUCAUGCACUACGGCUUCAACCUGCUGCUCAAGGCGCAGUACCACGGCCACCUCACCUACAACUGCGGGAGCCGGACGGGGUGCCAGCGGCUGCAGUCGUCGCCGUCCUUCGACACCGUCGACCUCGACGGCGGCAUGCGCGAGGUCUGGAUCCUGCUCGCCAUGGCCGUCGCAUACCGCCUCCUCGCCUACUUCUGCCUCCUCAAGAGGAUCACCCUCACGCCCUUGUGAAAAGAGAAACACCAUGGGGGUUUGGCACGGCGUGUGCUUUGCUAGUUAGGUCUUCCGAAUUAUAUCCUUUGUCACAUGUAAUGCAUGUUUGUUAAUGGGUACAGGCCUACAAGGCAAGAACUGAGAGCAAUGUGCAUAGGUAUUCUUCUUGAUUGUUUCCUUAAUUUUCCUUGCUUGG
This is a messenger RNA of Triticum urartu, 4917 nucleotides long. The record is from RefSeq and is a predicted model, not a curated record. Lineage: Eukaryota; Viridiplantae; Streptophyta; Magnoliopsida; Poales; Poaceae.